AUGAUCACACCCACCUUCUCCGUCUCGCAAGACGACGAGUACAUUUUCAUCACGGUGAAAGUGGCCAGCGUGCGCUUUUCGGCCCAGGCCAUCGAGAUGGUUGCGGACGGCGACGUUUUCGUCUUCUCGCUCCCGCCGUACUAUCUUCGGCUCCGGCUCCCGUUCUCCGUGGUGGACGACGAACGGUCGCAUGCCGAGUUCAACCUGAAAACGUCGUCCGUGGACAUCCGGCUCCCGAAGGAGAUCCGCGGCCAGCACUUCCCCGACUUGGACCUUGUGGCCAAGCUUCUCGCCCGAAAAGACGAGACAGGCCCAGCUGCCGCGGCCAAGCCGCUCAUUGAGGAGCUCGACGUCACCAACGACGUUUCGGACACGGCGCAGGUGGCGCAGGAAGCCGAAGCGCACGACUGGGAGAUCGAGCAGACGCAGGCAGAGGCGCCGCUUGCGCAUGCGGGCUACGGCUUCAACAACGCCUACAGCCAGCUUGUGGGCGUGUCUGUGGCCAACGGCAACGACAUUAACGAGUUGGGCGACCCGGAGUCGGCCGCGGCCAACGACCGCGUGCUCGAGCGCCUCAUCAAGGAGAACAUCAAGUUCGACCCGGAGUACUAUGCGGCCGACUACAUCAUGGAGAAGCACCCGUCUGCAGACGACGACAAGGCGUUUGGCGGUGUUUUGGCGUGGAAGUGCCCGGCCACGCGGCAGUUUGUGGCGUGGUACAAGAAGCAGCAGGCGGCGGCCGAGGACCAGCGCGAGACCGUGGUGCCCGUGGAGUUCUCGCCCGACGAGCACAAGAAAAUGCUCGAGCUUCCGCGCCGCAGCUACUUGGUGGAGCCGUGGCACCGGGCGCAGCUUCUCGCGCUCGUGGUGUCGGUGCUUUUCGCCCACCUCUACGACCUCCGCGAGAACGAGGGCGAGCGCAACAUCGAGAGCGCCUGGACUGUGGGCAAGUUGGUGCCGCAGUUUGCGUUCUUGGACGCGCAGUUGCACAUCCACAGCGAGGCGUCGGCCAGUCUCUUGAAGGCGUGCGUGGUGGCCGGCGUGCGCCGCGCCUUGUGCUACCCGUUCCACCGCCACUUCAAGGUGGCCAUGAAGACGUGGGACGACGUGUACUACGUUCUCCGGGGCGGCAAGCGGAUGGUGCUCCGCGAGUUGUUGCACGUGAAGGAGCUCUUCCGUUUCCACGACGUGUACUAUGUGUACGACAAGAUCUGGUUGGACGACUUGUGUCUGUGGCUCAUCAGCGACGCCGUGUCGGAGGGGGCGCUUCGGCAGCUUGCACACGACGUGCGCAAGGAAACGGCCGGCUUGCGGAAGGAGGACAUUACGUUCGAGAAGGUGGACGACACGCAGACGGGCGACGAGAUGGUGGUGUUGGACGUGGCGGAGGUCGAGGCCAUGGCAGACGACUCGUACGCGGCGUACGUGGCCAACUGA
Clavispora lusitaniae ATCC 42720 is the source of this 1437-nucleotide messenger RNA. Its product is annotated as Hsp90 cochaperone. Lineage: Eukaryota; Fungi; Ascomycota; Pichiomycetes; Serinales; Metschnikowiaceae. The record is from RefSeq and is a predicted model, not a curated record. Gene Ontology annotation, cellular component: cytoplasm; nucleoplasm. Gene Ontology annotation, biological process: box H/ACA snoRNP assembly.